Molecule: messenger RNA, 3432 nt
Organism: Macrobrachium nipponense
Lineage: Eukaryota; Metazoa; Arthropoda; Malacostraca; Decapoda; Palaemonidae
Exons: 7
Coding region: 293-1096 (267 amino acids)
Source: RefSeq, a predicted model, not a curated record
GCGCGAGAGGCACAACGUGAGGGAGGUGGCUCCGCGUAACUUUGAGCCAACGUUCGCAAAUUAUUGCCAUUUUGACUUUUCUCUUAGUGAUUCCGACAUCCGGAAGUGCUAUAAACUUAUUAAACCUUCAUUACAGUGUUAUUUCAUGCUUGAGAAACUGGGUCAUAGUGUUUUUAUUACGCGUGUGCAAAUUUUCUUCAAAAUCUUCAGCAGCCGAUAAGAACAGCAUGUGAUGUUGAAUCGUAACAACGAAAACGUCAGUUGUGAUUGAGCCUGCGAAAGUGUUACGCAAAUGCUCGGUGCCGUCUUCUUCCUUCUUCUCAUUUUUAUCAGUGUUUGGGGGGAUCUGUUGAAGGGGGUGGACGUGCCCCUGUAUGCAUUCGCUGGGGGUCAAGCUACCCUCAGUUGCUCCUUCGACCUCCAGGCAAGGAAGUUGUACUCCUUAAAAUGGUACCACAAUGGCACAGAAUUCUACCGGUAUGUCCCCACUGAGAGGAAAGCGCCAAUCAAUAUCAAGCCCAGUCAUACCUUCUACGUUACAGAGCGCUUCCGUAACGACAUGCGCGUGACCUUGUCUCUGACCCGGCUUAAUGUCUCUGCAUCAGGUCAUUACCGCUGCGAGGUCAUUGCUGAACAUCCAAGCUUCACCACAGACGCCGCCACGGCCUCCAUGACUGUUCUGGAGGAGCCUUUAAGGCCACCCACGCUGGUGGGAGAACGUGAGAUCUACGAGCCGUCUGAGAUGAUCAAAGUUGGUUGCCAGACGCAGAGGCCUCACCAGCAAGCCCUUGAAGCAAAGUUGCAAUGGUUUCUUGACGGAAAUCAGGUGGACAAUGAAUGGGUGACGCCCUAUGGGGGAGGAACCAGCCAGACCCGAUAUGGAGUAUCUUUACAUGUCCCAGGGGAGCAAAUUUACGCCAUGGGGGGCGCUGUCAAAGCCGAGUGUCGCCUGACCCUUGGGCCUCUCGAGGUGAGCUCCUCCAAAACUCUCCAGGUCAGGACUCGGAUAACUCGCUUCUGGACAAUUACUACUCUUCGGAUGGAGAAGUGCUCGUUCCAGCAGCAAGGCGUUACCUCUUCUUGUUUGUACUGUUAGCUUUAUUAUUCCCUGGUGUGUAGGAGUAGCUGAUUUUUAUUUUCAUGUAGUUGGCAGAGUGUCUCCAUUUCAUAUAGAUAUAUCCUCACUUCAUAGGUUUUAUGUACCUGUGUAAAUUGUCUGUAAAUUACCACCGUGAAAGUCAUGCUGUAUGCAGAGUAUAAGUAAAAGAAGUUUAUCAUGAGACCCGAAACCAAAUUAAAAUGCCUCCACAUAUUAACGUAAAGUUACUUACGAUGAUUUAAUCACAAUUUCAGUAUUUGGACGGUUUUUUAAUUUCACUACUGUUGUCUAAUGCUGUCCUGACCUUAAAGUAAAACACUAACCAUGAUUACUUGGAAGGAAAUCACUAAAUAUGUGAGAAAAGGGGCUCACAAACUUUGUAUGACGAACCAUUUGUUUUUUAUAGUACCAGUGAGUAUGGCCGACGCCGGAUCGAAUGUAGUAUAUUAAUUGACUCAACUACAAAGUCUUUUUCUACUCAUGAUAACAUACAAUGUUUAUUGCGCUAGAUACCCAUUUUAGAUUUCAGCAGACGCCAAGUAUUUCCAUUUAAAUCCUCUUUAGCCUGACAGAAUCAGAGGGUGAAUGGAAACAACAGUUAAUAGUUGCGGAGGUUACACCAGAAACAAUGAUUGCGUCGAAGCCAUGUAAGUAUUGUAAGUACGUAAUAAUAUGUGACUCCAAAAAAACUAGCAGUUCUGGGAACUGAUUCAGUAUGUGUGUGGAGUUUGAAUGAAUCUUGUGUGUCAUCAAUGGGAAUCAAUUUUAACCCCAGUUGGAAGGAAAAGGAAGGCUUCAUAUAGCAUACCUUAGAACAGUGAGAUAAUUUCCAGCGUAGCUUAAACGGAACGAUCGGGAAUUGUGGACAGCAGUCUAGAAAAUAAGUUACAAUAGUUUUCAAGGCGAUCUACAAAUGUAGACGGUAAAUAAUAAUAUAAUUUAAUAUCUAAGGGCACCGAACAUGAAACACACUAAUAGUAAGAAAAAGUAUACAACUAAGAAUUCACUUACAACUGAAAGUAUUAAGAAACUAUAGAGUACCCUUUCUUUCCUACUACGCGUAUCGCGUCAAGUAAGAUAGACUUACUUCUUUUAUAAUUGCCCUAUGCGUAUUUAUCGCUUUUAUUCCGUUCUAUGAAUCAGUUAUUCAGUUGCUUUUGAUAUCCUUAGAAUUUUACCCAGUUGAGGCAGAGGGUAGACUGUCUUUUGAACAUCAGACUGAAUCGAAUUACCUGGAGAAUCUUAGUGCAGAGAUGACAGCAGGCUAGGCAGCAGAAAAUGGUGAGAGCAGUCAGAGAGAACACUUAGAUCUUAUGGUAACUGCUUUCAUGGGUAAUGAAGGAGGAUCUGGAGAAAUGAUGGCUGAUUGUCGGCUGUUGUUAUUCUGGUCAUAGACUCUUCUAGAGAAGUCCACAAGCAAAUAGAUAAGUAAUUAUAUUCUAAAAUAACGAUUUCUAAGCAUUUUUUUAUCCAUCCAGACUGACACAGUGACCAAGUAGAAGUGUCUCGUUACACCUCUAUAGAUCAUGCAAGCAAUUAGGCAACUGUAGAAUUGUAUAUCAUGAAGUAUGAUAGCGUAAACAUAUCGUUAACACAUUGGCCGCCAUGAACCUCAGCGAAUAGGAAAAGUACGUGUAAGGCAACUGAGAUGGAAUAAUUCAAAGACAAUUCUGCCCUUAGAGCAUCCGUAGAAUAGUAUGACUUAAGCUGACAGGCGACGGAAUUACAAACGGGAAACAGAUCAGGCAUGUUUAGGAAAUGAAGAGGCAGAUAUCUUCAUCUUGAUAAUAUUGUCGGAAGUAAGGUAAACGUCUUAUCCAGUGUUUUAGUUACAUGAUAAACUUUAUCCCUAGCCACUUUUUAAUAUUAACUGUAAAGUAAAAGAAAAACAAUACUGAAAUAUGUUUCAUUCCAGUUACUCUUUUUUUAUCACCUUUUAAUACUUCGUAAUGGCGUUUAGGCCAAGAUAUCAUUGUUGUACAAGUCAAGCUUGGUUACGACAAGAAAAGUAAGCUGAUGGACUUUUCCUUCAAAGUGAUAACAGUUUUGUCUGUUCGACAGCAGAUAAAUGUAAGGACUCAGAAAAUGCAAAACGAACAGAGGUUUCCACACAUUCUGAAAGUGCCACUAUGCAGCUGCUCAGAAGGGUAUUUGCCUACCCAACUCAUCCUAAGCUGUCCUAGAUAAUAAUUGGCGUAGAUAAAAGAGGUUAAGCUCGAGUCUAGAGAGCCUUUUACAGUUGGCACUGAAUGAUUCAUUUACCGUCAGCAACGGGUGGUAGGGAAAUUCAAAACAAAAGGUUAGUUGUUAUUUAAAAAAAGAAAAAAAAAAAA